This is a messenger RNA of Morus notabilis, 3775 nucleotides long. RefSeq lists its product as uncharacterized. NCBI's taxonomy places the organism in Eukaryota, Viridiplantae, Streptophyta, Magnoliopsida, Rosales, Moraceae. The transcript is spliced from 4 exons. The coding region runs from base 136 to 3531 and encodes 1131 amino acids. The record is from RefSeq and is a predicted model, not a curated record.
UAAACCCGUCCCUGUGAGUAAGGCUUUGGGUGAAAAUGUCCGUUUCGUGAUCGGAAAUUCAGACAAAUAAAAUAAAAAUUCCCACAAGAACAAAAACCAGUACAGUCCUCGUCGUCGUCUCCGGCACCGGCGAAUAUGAUCCCGCCGGAGCUCCAACCCCGCUCCUUUCGUCCCUACAUCUCCUCCUCAGUCAGCGCUCCUUCCUUCUCCUCCACCCCCUCCUUCAACAAUUUCUCCUCCGAUCCAAACCCUAACCCCUCCGAUGCCGGCCCUUCUUCCCGCAGAUCCCUCAACAACAACAACACUUCUCGCUUCUCUCCGGCCGUCUCCUUCUUCGCUCACAACUCCCUCAUGGCCGUCGCUCUCCUCCCAUGCGCCGCCUUCCUUCUCGACCUCGGCGGCACCCCCGUCGUCGCCACUCUCACCGUGGGCCUCAUGAUCUCCUACAUCCUCGACUCCCUCAACUUCAAGUCCGGCGCCUUCGUCGGAGUCUGGCUUUCUCUCCUCUUCUCCCAGAUCGCCUUCUUCUUCUCUUCCUUCUCUUCUCUCUCCUCCUCCUUCAACUCCCUCCCUCUCUCCUUCCUCGCCGCCUUCCUCUGCGCCCAAACCACCUUCCUCAUCGGCGUCUGGUGCUCUCUCCAGUUCAAAUGGAUCCAAAUCGAGAACCCUAAGUCCAUCGUCCUCGCCCUCGAGCGUCUCCUCUUCGCCUCCCUCCCUUUCCCCGCCGCCGCGCUCUUCACAUGGGCCGCCAUUUGCGCCGUCGGCUUCUCCGCCGCCUCCUCCUACUACCUCAUGGCCUUCAAUUGCCUCUUCUACUGGCUCUAUUCCAUCCCCAGACUUUCCUCCUUCAAGACCAACCACGCGCAAGCCAAGUUCCAUGGCGGCCAGGCUCCCGAUGACUCGUUUAUCCUAGGACCUCUCGAGAGCUGCUUCCACACACUCAAUCUCGUCUUCCUUCCUCUUCUCUUUCACAUCGCCUCCCACCACUCCGUUCUCUUCUCCUCCGCUGCUUCCGUCGCCGACAUUUUCCUUCUCUUCUUCAUUCCCUUCCUUUUCCAGCUCUACGCCUCCACGAGAGGCGCUCUCUGGUGGAUCACCAAGAACGAGCACCAGCUUCACAGCAUUCGCGUCGCCAAUGGCGCCGUCGCGUUGGUCGUUGUGGUUAUUUGCUUGGAGAUCAGAGUGAUUUUCCAUUCGUUUGGGCGCUACAUUCAGGUGCCACCGCCGUUGAAUUACCUUCUCGUGACGACCACAAUGCUGGGAGGGGCGGCCGCGGCUGGGUCGUAUGCUAUGGGAAUGGUUUCUGAUGCUUUCAGCUCGUUGGCUUUCACUGGUUUGGGUGUUGUUGUUAGUGCUGCUGCAGCAAUCGUUGUGGGUUUUCCUUUACUGUUCCUUCCAUUGCCUUGUGUCGCUGGUUUCUACCUGGCUCGUUUUUUCACGAAGAAGAGCCUGCCAUCAUACUUUGCCUUUGUUGUGCUAGGUAGCUUGAUGGUCAUGUGGUUUGUGAUGCAUAAUUUCUGGGAUUUGAAUAUUUGGAUUGCAGGCAUGUCACUGAAAUCCUUUUGUAAACUGAUAACUGCGAACGUUGUCCUGGCGAUGGCCGUUCCUGGUCUUACCAUUCUCCCUUCAAAAUUUCACUUCUUAACUGAGGUUGGUUUAAUCAGUCAUGCAUUGCUGCUUUGCCAUAUUGAGAACCGUUUUUUCAAUUACUCUGGUAUAUAUUACUAUGGCUUUGAGGAUGAUGUGAUGUAUCCAAGCUACAUGGUUAUUGUGACAACUUUCGUGGGCGUGGCUCUCACAAGAAGACUAUCCGUGGAUCAUAGGAUUGGUCCAAAGGCAGUUUGGAUAUUGACAUGCCUGUAUAUGUCCAAGCUGGCUAUGUUGUUUAUUACAUCAAAAUCUGUUGUAUGGGUGUCUGCUCUCCUCUUAUUGGCCGUUUCUCCGCCACUACUUCUGUACAGGGAUAAGUCGAGAACAACCUCAAAGAUGAAACCUUGGCAAGGUUAUGCACAUGCUAGUGUUGUUGCGCUAUCUGUCUGGUUUUGCCGCGAAACAAUCUUUGAAGCCCUCCAAUGGUUGAACGGGAGACCUCCAUCUGAUGGCUUACUCUUGGGCUUCUGUAUUGUCUUGACUGGGUUGGCUUGUGUACCCAUAGUUGCAUUGCAUUUCUCUCAUGCCCUGUCUGCUAAGAGAUGCCUAGUGCUGAUAGUUGCAACAGGUCUGCUGUUUAUUCUCAUGCAACCUCCUAUUCCUCUGUCAUGGACUUAUCGGUCUGACCUAAUUAAAGCUGCGCGACAAUCUGCUGAUGACAUCUCCAUAUAUGGCUUUGUGGCACCAAAGCCUACAUGGCCGGCAUGGCUGCUUAUUGUUGCAAUUCUGCUUACACUGGCAGCUGUUACAUCCGUCAUACCAAUUAAAUACAUGGUUGAGUUUAGAGUGUUCUACUCCAUAGCUAUGGGCAUUGCUUUGGGUGUUUACAUUUCUGCUGAGUACUUCCUCCAGGCAGCUGUCCUCCAUGCCCUAAUUGUCGUGACCAUGGUGUGCACCUCAGUCUUUGUGGUCUUUACUCAUUUCCCUUCUGCCUCUAGCACAAAGCUCCUGCCAUGGGUGUUUGCUCUACUUGUGGCUCUCUUUCCAGUGACAUAUCUUCUAGAGGGCCAAGUGAGAAUUAAAAGCAUAUUUGAGGAUGGUGGAGUUGGAGAAAUGGGAGAAGAAGACAAGAAGCUCACCACUCUUCUAGCAGUUGAGGGAGCGAGGACAUCUCUUCUUGGUCUAUAUGCUGCAAUAUUUAUGCUUAUAGCUCUGUUGAUAAAGUUUGAACUUGCUUCGCUGUUGCGUGAAAAAGUUGCGGAAAGGAGUGGAGUUAGACACACUCAACCCGGUCAAAGCACGUCUGCUAGUUUUCCUGCAAGAAUGAGAUUCAUGCAGCAUCGACGUGCCACAACUGUGUCCAACUUCACAAUCAAGAGGAUGGCCACUGAGGGAGCCUGGAUGCCGGCGGUUGGUAACGUUGCUACCAUAAUGUGCUUUGCCAUAUGCCUAAUCUUGAAUGUGAAUCUCACAGGUGGCUCAAACCGUGCAAUAUUCUUCCUGGCACCUAUUUUGCUACUGCUCAACCAGGACUCCGAUUUUGUAGCUGGAUUUGGGGACAAACAAAGAUAUUUUCCGGUGACUGUAGUGAUAUCUGCGUACUUAGUGGUGACGGCGUUGUACAGCAUAUGGGAAGAUGUCUGGCAUGGGAAUGCAGGCUGGGGCUUGGAAAUUGGUGGGCCAGAUUGGUUCUUUGCCGUCAAGAAUUUGGCUCUCCUCAUUCUGACAUUCCCCAGCCACAUCCUUUUCAACAGGUUUGUGUGGAGUUACACGAAGCAAACCGACUCGACACCACUGAUAACUCUGCCUCUUAAUUUACCAUCUGUGAUAAUAACAGAUGUGCUGAAAAUUAGGAUAUUGGGGCUCUUAGGGAUAAUUUAUGCUCUGUCCCAGUAUCUAAUCUGUAGACAACAGUAUCUCUCAGGGUUAAAGUAUAUUUAGACAACACAUCAUACUCUACAAACUGUACAAUAGAUUUUCCAAUAUUUCAGGAGAGGUGAAAGAAAGUUGAGGUUUUGUCGCUUGCUUGCUUUUUCUCAGACUGUCAAUUUGUUUGGGCUUUAGCGGUGGAACCAACCAGUACCCUUUUGAGUUUUAUAGCGAGAUACUACUCUGAGACUUUCUAAUAUGUGAAAGAAAUGUGAAUUGCCCUUCAACUUCAAAAAUAUAUUUGAUGGUUGCUCAA